Molecule: messenger RNA, 1224 nt
Organism: Amphibalanus amphitrite
Lineage: Eukaryota; Metazoa; Arthropoda; Thecostraca; Balanomorpha; Balanidae
Product: gamma-interferon-inducible lysosomal thiol reductase-like
Exons: 2
Coding region: 229-837 (202 amino acids)
Molecular function (GO): oxidoreductase activity, acting on a sulfur group of donors, disulfide as acceptor
Source: RefSeq, a predicted model, not a curated record
GCUUCUUUGUGGCAUGGUUGUGGCAUACAUUGUGGUUGCAGUUUGUCUAUUAUAUUAUAUGCCUAUGCACAACAUUUUUUUUUUCAGGAGCCAAGGAGCAGCCUGAUCUAGGAGCCUGAUCAAGGAGCAGCUUGAUCUAGGAGAAGCUGCCACCUCCAUCUCUAAGCGAUUCGUCCUGAUUCGAUUUACGGGCUAAGAGUGUGUGCAGCCCUCCGUCUAUCUGCCGUCAUGUUCAUCGUCGUGUGGUCGCUGCUGCUCACGGCGGUGGCGGCUGCAGCGGCCGACCCCACGCCGCCCCUGCAGGUCGUGCUCUACUACGAGUCGCUCUGCCCCGACUGCCAGGCGUUCGUGUCUGGCAGCUUCGCCGAGGCGUGGCACGCCGUGCCCGAGAUCCUGAACGUCACACUGGUGCCCUGGGGGUUCGCCACGGCCACGCCGGACGGUGCCGGCGGCUGGGUGUUUCAGUGUCAGCACGGCCCGGCCGAGUGUCGCGGCAACAAGCUGCACGCGUGCGGCGUCUACUUGGCUCCCAGCCCGGCCGUCUCCGUGGACUUUUCCAUCUGCCUGGAGUCGCAGAUGGCCGGCGAGCAGUGCGCCCAGCAGACGGGGCUCGACUGGCUGUCACUGACCGACUGCCAGCUGCGGAGGGACACCGACCAGCUGAUGAUCCCCUACCGGGACAUGACGGACGCGGCGCGGCCGGAGAUCGUCGAGGUGCCCACCGUCAGCGUCGACGGCCGCCAGGAGCACCAGGGGCAGAUGCUGGACGACUUCCUCGGCUACGUGUGCUCGGUGUGGCAGGGCGACACGCCGGACGGCUGUCCGCCAGCGCACUGAGCCGGCGGAGACCGGAACAGACCGGCUCGGCUGCGACUAUAGGUGAUGUGCUGUGGCUGAAAAUAGUGAAACGGGGGAGCGAAAUAUGUCUUCUAAACCGUGCUACAAUGCGUCGUGAUUCUGUGCCUUUCCCCGGACUGUUCUUUUUUACGUGCCCUGGUUGAGAGGGAUGUGCCGUGCAAACCGGCCCAAUCGCGAUGGGGAAAACUAGCUGUUACAUUAGACGACGCACUGAAAAUGUUUUAGGUGCCAAAGAUCCAGGGUAGGGUUUGUGGGUGGUUGCUACUUUCCGGGGUACAGGGCUCACGUCUGUAUGGGUGUGCUCGUGCUUUUCCCACCGAGAGCAAUAUAUGGCUUAUGUGAGGAGACAACGAUCUUUUAUUUUUU